This is a messenger RNA of Erpetoichthys calabaricus (reedfish), 1251 nucleotides long. RefSeq names its product V-set and immunoglobulin domain-containing protein 1-like. The record is from RefSeq and is a predicted model, not a curated record. Gene Ontology annotation, biological process: epithelial cell morphogenesis; maintenance of gastrointestinal epithelium. The transcript is spliced from 7 exons. Gene Ontology annotation, cellular component: plasma membrane. The coding region runs from base 111 to 1094 and encodes 327 amino acids. NCBI's taxonomy places the organism in Eukaryota, Metazoa, Chordata, Cladistia, Polypteriformes, Polypteridae.
UUUCACUUGAUAAGGAAACUUUUUCCUUCUCUCUUUUUUUUUCAAGUUAAAACGGUUAGAGUGGAGAAAGAGCACAACUGGAAUACGAACUCUUCAGACUCGCCUCCAAAAUGACACCUGAAGUAUUGAAAACUGUAAUCAUUCUGUCUUGCAUGAUAGGGGUUCUUAAUGCCAUGCAAGUAAGUACUCCAUCUCCACGCAUCAACACAACAGCAGGAGGAAAUGUCACUCUCCAGUGCAACUUCCAAACAUCUGAGCCAUUGACCAAUCUCUUCAUUCAGUGGCAAUUUACAGACACUAGGUUACAGCAUAACUCGGUAUAUGCGUACAUCAAUGGAAAGGGAAGCACCCCACCCAAGUAUGGUGGAAGAGUCUUCGCUUCAGCACCAAAUUCUGCAACCAUAAACAUCACCAACAUGCAGCCAUCUGAUUCUGGCACUUAUGUUUGUGAGGUGAUGAAUGUACCUGAUAUCGAAGGAACGACUCAAGCAUCGAUUCUUGUUUCUGUGUUGGCUCCACCUUCCAAACCAUACUGUGCGGCACAUGGGACUGAGGAAAGAGGUCAUCUGAUAACUCUGACGUGUUCCUCAAACAUGGGGUUGCCUUCUCCUCUAUACACAUGGAGUAAACUUGAGAAUGGUGUCGAAAAAGUACCAAAUGGAAUCAUGGAUACUUCAUCUGGAAGUUUAAUAAUUAGUAACCUGUCACUGGUAGAAUUUGGCAUAUACCAAUGCAAUGCCUCAAACAUUCUUGGAUCUGCAACUUGUACAGUGGAAUUAACCCAUGGAGAGAUGAGUGGAGCUAUUGUUGGAGGCAUAUUUGGAGCUAUUUUAAUUGCUAUUAUUAUUGUCAUAGUUGUUUGUGUUGUAAAAUCCAAAAAGAUGAAGGGAAAAAAUAUCAAUGAAAAUAAAACCGCUAAGGAACUGAAUGCUGUACCUGGAAAGGAUGAGAGCACAAGGUACAAAUCAGGUUCCUCUGAAGAAGCUGCUCCUAUGAAUGCUGCAGUAGAGAAUCAGGCUGAGCCACAUAUCCUUGAAAUUAAGUCGGAUGAUGAAACCCAGUCACUUCAUAACAGUGAAAAGGCAGAGGCGUAGUUUACAGCUGGUCUUUGGUCACGGGGGUCCCUGCUACAAAGGAGGCUACAGGGAUGAUCCACCCUUUAGGAUUUGUUUAAAAUGUCUUUUUAUAUUUUGUAUUCUGUUAAGGGAAAAUGUCAAGUAUGAAAGUUAUCAGUAGUAUUACUAGAGAGGU